CAAAACAUGAAGUUGGUAAACACAGUGCAGAUCACUGUACUCAAGUACAGGUGGUAUUAUAUAAGAUUCCAGCGACGGAAAAAUUUAUCAAGUCUGAAGUUAAUCAAAUGUGUUGACCCUUUGUUGGUUAAAGUGGAAUCUUGUCUGGAGCGUUUUGGUGACCUAUCUAUUGACGGCAAUGUAGAGCGAUAUCUAACGGCAUUGUCCUCCAAAUCUUGGAACACAGUAUACCCGAACGAAAUACGGAAACCAAAGUCCUACAAAUCUUCUAGAAGAGGAUAUUAGUUCACCGCUCGCGUUGGCUCAGUGGUUAAAGCGUUAGGAGGUCGUGAGCUUGAGCUCCGCUCGUACAUAACAUAAUAAACCUGAGUUCCCAAGUGACAACGUUCCUAGCUACAUGUAACUGGUCAGGAUGAUGAUGUGAUAAUUGAGGCACUUCAUGUAAAACUGGUAACGUCUCAAUAUUAUCGAGCUGCCAUACAUCGUACAUUUUGUGUUGUCCGCUGAUUCGUGGAUCUCGUCAUUAGGACGAACGUUUUCUGACAAGAGCCAAUAUUGAACAUCAAAUUCUAAAAUGGAAUCGCUAAACAUACUACUGGAAGACGUCAUCGAUAAAUGUGGAGGAUUCGGAAGAUUUCAAUGGACAGUGGUCAGUGUCGCCAUGCUCAGCAAGGUGGCCUGCGCGUGGGGAAUUCUGAUGAUGCAGUUUGGCGGCGCCACCCCUGACUGGUGGUGUCAAUGGACGAACGAUUCCGCCAUUGAAUCUACAGCGAACAAUGAGAGUAGGCUUUUAGAAUUCUAUCAGGCAUGUUCACUCCCCGGGAAUGGGUCGACGCCAUUACAUUGUUUCAGUGUCCGGUUUUCCAACGACAUGAACACUGUGGUCAAUGAGUGGGGGUUAAUCUGUGACAAGGACUGGGUGACCUCUACCAUUACAACAAUCCAGAUGGGGGGUCUAUUGGUCAGCGGUAUCCUGGCUGGUCAGCUCUCGGACACGUUUGGAAGAAAACCGACCUUUGUCCUCUCCUUGCUCAUAAUGACGAUAUCGAAUUUGAUUGCUGCUUUCUCAAUUUCCUGGGAGAUGUUUGCUGUACUUCGAUUUCUGAUCGGGUUAGGGAGCGGAAUAUACCUAGCAACGAUGUAUAUUUACAUGAUCGAGUUCAUCCCCAAGAAAUACCGUCCGAUGAUCACAGCUUUUCCCGCGUUUCCGAUUUUUGCGGCGAUGUUUGGUUUGAUGGCUUGGUGGCUUCGAGAUUGGAAGAACCUUCAUUAUGCGACUACGAUUGUUACUGCCUCUACACUGCUGAGCACUCUAGUUAUACCAGAAAGCUUCCGUUGGCUGGCCUCCCGUUACAAAGUGGAGAAAUCUAUGGAGGUAAUAAAAAAAGUGGCUCGAACCAACAACAGAGAGGUGCCCGAUCUGACCAAACUACAGGAUGUCAUCUACAAGUCCGUGGGUGAAUCGAAUAAGAAAUUUACGCUCAUUGAUAUAUUUCGCCAUGGAAACUUUCUUCAAACGUCAUGUCUUUUGAUGUUUUGUUGGCUGUCAUGUGGGUAUUCAUACUACGCCAUAACAUUUGGUGUGGGCCAGUUAUCCGGAAGCCUCUACGUCAACAUGUUUCUUCUAAGCGUCGUGGAAAUACCAGGAACCCUCAGCUCUUGGUAUCUCAACAACAGGAUCGGGCGACGUUGGACGUGCUGUCUGCUGUUUAUGAUUGCUGCGGUGGCUGGGCUCGUGGCAGCCACCCUACAAAUAGUGGACGUCCCAGACAAGGCGAGCAUGAUCACAGGAUUCUCCCUGGCGGCCAAAUUGGGAGUGUCGGCGGCAUGGCCAGCUCUUAUGACGUACACUACUGAACUCUAUCCCACAGUGAUUAGAAACAUUUCGUACGGAUUUCUGAGUUCAGUGUCACGUGUUGGAGCAAUGAUUGCCCCUCAAAUUGUUCACUUGAACACCAAGGUUCCAGGACUGCUCUAUUUUCUGUUUGGGGGCUCAAUGUUUUUAUCUGCUAUUAUUUCGCUCAUGUUUCCGGAGACGAAAGGCAAGGCUUUGGAAGAUCAAAUUCAGACAAAGAACAUUGAUUUCAAAGAAACUGAGAAAACAAACAAGAACGAGAAUGGGAUUUAAAAAAAUGUUCAGAAAUAAAGAGAUAAGAAAUUUUCAUUUUC
This is a messenger RNA of Ostrea edulis (European flat oyster), 2169 nucleotides long. Its product is annotated as solute carrier family 22 member 4-like. Bases 575 to 2128 code for a protein of 517 amino acids. Gene Ontology annotation, cellular component: membrane. Gene Ontology annotation, molecular function: transmembrane transporter activity. The record is from RefSeq and is a predicted model, not a curated record. NCBI's taxonomy places the organism in Eukaryota, Metazoa, Mollusca, Bivalvia, Ostreida, Ostreidae. The transcript is spliced from 10 exons. Gene Ontology annotation, biological process: transmembrane transport.